Molecule: messenger RNA, 1235 nt
Organism: Hibiscus syriacus
Lineage: Eukaryota; Viridiplantae; Streptophyta; Magnoliopsida; Malvales; Malvaceae
Product: chloroplastic lipocalin-like
Exons: 5
Coding region: 90-1106 (338 amino acids)
Molecular function (GO): small molecule binding
Source: RefSeq, a predicted model, not a curated record
CAGAAGCCCCCAACAGUGAAUCUGAACUAAAACUCAAAGAUUUCAGAGAGUUCAAUUGAAACUAGAGAAAUCACUGAUUGUGUUGAAAUAUGGUGAAUGCAAUUCAAUAUCAUCAAACUUCACCAUUGAUUCUCUUUCAAUGCUGUUCAUCUUCUCAUCCUCCUCGUCUCCCCAGGGGAUUGCGUGGGAAGCUGACAUUGAAUUGCUAUAUCAAGAGUCCUCCCUUGAGUAAAGUUGUUGCAAGUCAUGCUGUUUCGGGUCUUGCUUCAUUGAUAUUUCUCUCUCGAACAAGCCAGGUUCUUGCAGCUGAUUUAUCUCAUCAUCCCAGCAUCUGUCAGCUUACGAGUGCUGUGGAUAAUAAGCCAACUCUUCCACUUGAAGAAGAUUCUGGUGAAGGAAAUGGGAUGCUAAUGAUGAUGAGAGGUAUGACAGCAAAGAACUUUGACCCUGUUAGAUAUUCUGGAAGGUGGUUCGAAGUAGCAUCUCUAAAAAGCGGAUUUGCUGGCCUGGGUCAAGAAGACUGCCAUUGCACUCAGGGAGUUUAUUCAUUCGACAUGAAAACACCUGCAAUACAGGUUGACACAUUUUGUGUUCAUGGAGGGCCUGACGGAUAUAUUACCGGGAUAAGAGGAAAUGUUCAAUGCCUUUCAGAGGAAGAUAUUGGGAAGAAUGAAACAGAUUUAGAAAAGCAAGAGAUGAUUAAAGAGAAAUGUUACCUUCGGUUUCCUACCUUGCCUUUUAUCCCCAAAGAACCUUAUGAUGUUAUUGCUACCGACUACAACAAUUACGCCCUUGUUUCAGGAGCGAAAGACACAAGCUUUAUCCAGAUUUACUCGAGAACACCAAAUCCAGGACGCGAAUUCAUAGACAAGUACAUAUCAUACCUGGCAAAUUUCGGAUAUGAUCCAAGCGAAAUCAAGGACACCCCACAAGAUUGUGAAGUGAUGUCAAACAGUCAGCUAGCUGCUAUGAUGUCCAUGUCCGAGAUGCAAAAGGCUUUAACAAACCAAUUCCCUGAUCUUGAACUAAAGGCUCCUGUAGCACUUAACCCUUUUACGAGCGUAUUCGACACUUUGAAGAAGCUACUUGAGCUUUACUUCAAAUAGAUGUUUCAGUUCCCAUGAACUCCAUUUUAUUCUCUGUUUUCACCGUGAAAUUAUACAGUACAUUGUUCAUCAAACUCCAUGAAUUGUAGAUAUGUAAGCAGCUUUUAAUUGAAAACAUAUUAAUUUUAA